UGGUCAUGUACUACGUAGUGCUAAAAAUAAACAUUUUCUAUCAAAACUGGGCAAGUAUUUUUCGUGUUUCUGAAAAAGUGAGCAAAUUUAAAAAUUAUCUGAUCAUUCGGAUUGCCUACGCUGUGAGUCUCGAUGCGCUACCCACAGCUCUGUAACUUCUAUUGUUGGUGGGGGAGGUGCUAGUAUUAAUACUUCCUGUCUUCACUUGACGGUACAGUGGUAGAUAACACGUAACACUAGCACUCCCGAGAAGGGAAGAAACAGCUUAAAAGGUAGCGAACAAUGGGUAAUCCGAGUUUGACAUAUGAGAUUUUACUUUACCUAAACUCAUUUUACUUCGGAAUGUUCGCUACCUGUGAGCUGGGAAUGAUGUCCCUCAAAGCGGUAAGUCUGCCGUAUCCACAGCAGAGUCUUAUGAGGGAUACGUGUGUUCUCUUCUCACUGUGUCUGAUUGAGACCGUGCGAGUUGUUCUAGGUCGAAAAGGCACUCUGAGUGAUCACGGCUGGCAGGUCAUUUUAUCAGUUUUUCUGACGAUUCCUUCCGGUUUAGGAAUAACCUAUCUCCUACUUUAUCAAUUCAAGUUGUUUCGCCUCGAAUUUAUCCUGUGUGCCUUAAUGUUAACUUUACAGACAACAGAACUACUGUUCGCGUUACUUUUUGUUUUCACACUCUGCCGUCCGGUUUCGUAUGAUUAGACUCAAUAUUCUGUGUUUGGUUUACUUGAUCGAAAUUUAUUUCAAAUGUUGUCUCGAAGAAAUUUGGACCGAAAAACAGUAAACCUCAUUCAGUACUCAAAAUAAUGACAGCUAAACAAAUCAUUAGAAUAUUAAACUAGUAUGUUAGUUUGAUAGCUGCUCCUUCGCAUCGAUAAGCACUAUAAUAAUAACAAUGUGAAGAUCUGAAACACUAAGCGAGAAGCAAACAUUUGCCAAACUUCUUGUAUCUCUUAUAUAGCAAUCUACUGAUUGUAAACAUCACACUUAUAAAAUGGUAACGUAUUUUUCCGAAUGAUACUGCUUUCAAAUUUCGAAAAUAUUGAGCAGUUUUUUCCUUCUUUAAACAUAACAAAUUUGUAGGUUUUGUAAGUUAUUUAUUCAUUUGUAGUGCGUAAGUAAUCGAUCUGAAACUCAUUUUCAUGUUUAUUUGCCAUAGCCAUUCUCGAUAAGUCGUUCCGGAAAAAGCACUAAGAAAAAGAUGUUAGAGAAAAAGUGAAGAGGCGUGACAUGUUUUGAGAAUAAUGUGGAACGACUUUUCGAAAAAGAGUCAAGUAUUUUAGGGAUCGUGAAUCUAGUCACACUUUUAAAGAUGAGUUUGUUUUCACUUUCAUUGAAGUACCACGUUCAUCUUGGUUUAGAAAUGACACUUAGAAAAACUAGAGUGUAUAAAUGAAAAACGGGUUGAUAAACCUUUGAUAAAAGAUGUAUAACAGCUGUGAAAUAAGCAAAACAUAUUUGAAGUUUGAGGGAAAGUUCUUUUACAACUAAAAAAAAAAUAAUGUAAGAAUUACCGUAGUUAUUUAAUAAAUAAUAGAAAAUGGCAAUAUAUUGUAAACACGUUUUAGACAAUUUACACCAAAUGAAACGUGAAGUUUUCGAAAAAUCAAAUUAAAAAAGAAUCACACUACGAACAUCAAACAUACCAUCUAUUCCUAACUAUUGAUAGAAAUUUAGGUACCGAUAUUCCGUUUUAUAAAACAAUCUAUACCACGAAAAAUCAGCUUGUAUAGAUCCAAAACGAAAAAAAAACGUCAAUAAUUAAUGUCUAAUCAUCUGACGAUUCUACUAAACAUGGUUGAUCCUCGAAAAUCAACCUUGCGAUAUACUUACUAAUUACAAUAUACACGUUUCCCUUUUCUAUCUAUAAUAUACGACCGUAGUAUAUCGUCACCGCAUUCAUGAGACAAUU
Messenger RNA from Malaya genurostris, 1906 nucleotides. Its product is annotated as transmembrane protein 216-like. The record is from RefSeq and is a predicted model, not a curated record. The coding region runs from base 283 to 696 and encodes 137 amino acids. The transcript has 3 exons. NCBI's taxonomy places the organism in Eukaryota, Metazoa, Arthropoda, Insecta, Diptera, Culicidae. Gene Ontology annotation, cellular component: ciliary transition zone. Gene Ontology annotation, biological process: non-motile cilium assembly.